GAACCAUAGAAUAUGAAGGAAAGUGAAUAUUACAAAAUCACUAUUUAGAGGAAGAGCAGAGCAAAACAUCAAAGGCCAAGAGUCACAUUUUGUCCUUUCUAUUUAUAUAUUUCCAUCUUACAAGGAAAAAUGACUUUAGGUAGCAAAGAGCAGAAGAAAUCUAAGUAUAAACCUAAAGAGAUCCACAGUAAAGACUUUGAAAAACUCUGGGCCAAUUACUCAAGCAGACAGGAAGCAGACUUCACUGAAUGUCACUGAAUGUAGUGCUAACUUUCGACAGAAUACACAAAUAGUUUGGGGACUAUGAAUCCAGGUUCUGACAUUAUCAGAAGGGUGAUAGAAUGAAUAAAAUCAGUAAAUUUUCAAUCAAAAGUAUCACUGCUAAUUUUCGUUUUAGGAUGAAAAAUAUAAAACAGAUAAUUUCUAUGCUGUGUCUUCUGAGCAUAGAAAUUCUAUUCCUAAGGCUACUGCUGAUCGUGAAGCUUCCACCUCUACUGCUGACAGCCUGGAUGCUGCCGAGCCUGACCCGACAAAUUCUACAAAUGCUACUGACUGUCUGGCUGCUCUUGAGCAUGAGCUGACUAAUUCCAACAACACUGCUGACUGUCUGGCUGACCUUGAGCCUGAUCAGACUAUUUCUACCAAUGCCGCUGACUUUCAGGCUGCUGUUGCACCAGAGCCAACUAUGUCCACCCACCCUGCUGACUGUCUGCCUGAUGUGGAACCAGAGCCAACUAUGUCCACCCACCCUGCUGACACUCUGGCUGCUCUUGAUCCUGAGCUGACUAAUUUCAACAACACUGCUGACUGUCUGGCUGACCAUGAGCCUGAGCCAAACAUGUCCACCCACCCUGCUGACAGUCUGCCUGAUGUGGCACCAGAGCCAACUAUGUCCAAUCACCCUGCUGACACUCUGGCUGCUCUUGAGCCUGAACUGACUAAUUCCAACAACACUGCUGACUGUCUGGCUGACCUUGAGCCUGAUACGACGAUUUCUACCAAUGCCGCUGACUUUCAGGCUGCUGUUGCACCAGAGCCUGCUAUGUCCACCAACCCUGCUGACAGUAUGGCAGCUGUUGAGCCUGAGCCGACUAUGUCCACCCACCCUGCUGACAUUCUGACUGCUGAUGAGCCUGAACAUAAUAAUUCUACCAAAGCUGCUGACUGUCUGGCUGACCUUGAGCCUGAGCCAAAAAUGUCCACCCACCCUGCUGACAGUCUGCCUGAUGUGGAACCAGAGCCAACUAUGUCCACCCACCCUGCUGACACUUUGGCUGCUCUAGAGCCUGAGCUGACCAAUUUCAACAACACUGCUGACUGUCUGGCUGACCUUGAGCCUGAUCCGACUAUUUCUACCAAUGCCACUGACGUUCAGGCUGCUGUUGCACCAGAGCCAACUAUGUCCACCCACCCUGCUGACUGUCUGCCUGAUGUGGAACCAGAGCCAACUAUGUCCACCCACCCUGCUGACACUCUGGCUGCUCUUGAGCCUGAGCUGACUAAUUUCAACAACACUGCUGACUGUCUGGCUGACCCUGAGCCUGAUCCAACAAUUUCUACCAAUGCCGCAGACUGUCGGGCUGCUGUUGCACCAGAGCCCGCUAUGUCCACCAACCCUGCUGACAGUAUGGCAGCUGUUGAGCCUGAGCCGACUAUGUCCACCCACCCUGCUGACAUUAUGACUGCUGACGAUCCUGCACAUAAUACUUCUACCAAAGCUGCUGACUAUCUGGCUGACCUUGAGCCUGAGCCAAACAUGUCCACCCACCCUGCUGACAGUCUGCCUGAUGUGGAACCAGAGCCAACUAUGUCCAAUCACCCUGCUGACACACUGGCUGCUCUUGAGCCUGAGUCGACUAAAUCCUCCAAUGCUGCUGACUGUCUGGCCUAUGUUGAGCCAGAGCCAGCUAUGUCCACCCACCAUGCCGACAGUCUGGCUGCUCUUGAGCAUGAGCUGUCUCAUGCCAACAAAGAUGCUGACUGUCUGGCUUCUCUCAAGGCUGAGCUGAUUAAUUCCACCAAUGCUACUGAUUGUCUGGCUUCUGUUGGGACUGAGACAACCAUGUCCACCCAGCCUACUGACAAUUUGGCAGCUGUUGAGCCUGAACAUAAUAAUUCCACCAAUACUGCUGACGGUAAGGACUCUGUUGAACAAGAGCCAGCUAAGCCCACCUACCGUGCCGACAGUCUGGCUGCUCUUGAGCAUGAGCCGACUAAUUCCAACAACACUGCUGACUGUCUGGCUUCUCAGAAGGCUGAGUCAAUUGAUUCUACCAAUGCUACUGAUUGUUUGGCUUCUGUUGGGACUGAGACAACUAUGUCCACCCACCCUGCUGACAAUAUGGCUACUGAUGAGCUUGAGCCUACACAUUCCACCAAUGCUGCUUACUUUCUGGCCGCUCUUGAGCCCCAGUCGACUAAUUCCUCCAAUGCUGCUGAUAUUCUGGCUUCUGUUGGGUCUGAGACAACCAUGUCUACCCACCUUGCUGAUAUUCCUAUUGCUCAUGAGCCUGACUAUAAUGAUUCUACCAAUGCUGCUGACAGUCUGGACUCCGUUGAGCCAGAGCCAGCUAUGUCCACCCACCGUGCCGACUGUCUGGCUGCUCUUGAGCAUGAGCUGUCUCAUGCCAACAAAGCUGCUGACUGUCUGGCUUCUCUCAAGGCUGAGCCAACCAUGUCCACCCAGCCUGCUGACAGUUCGGCAGCUGUUGAGCCUGAGCCUACAAUUUCCACCAGAGCUGCUGAUUGUCUGGCUACUGUUCCGCCGGAGCUAACUAGGUCAACCCACCGUGCUGCCUGUCUGGACUCUGUUCAGCCUGAGUCAUCUAUGUCCACACACCCUGCUGAUAAUAUGGCUACUGAUGAGCUUGAGCCUACAAAUUCGACGAACGCUACUUACUGUCUGGCUGCUCUUGAGCCUGAGUCGACUAAAUCCUCCAAUGCUGCUGACUGUCUGGCCUAUGUUGAGCCAGAGCCAGGUAUGUCCACCCACCGUGCCGACAGUCUGGCUGCACUUGAGCAUGAGCUGUCUCAUGCCAACAAAGAUGCUGACUGUCUGCCUUCUCUCAAGACUGAGCUGAUUAAUUCCAUCAAUGCUACUGAUUGUCUGGCUUCUGUUGGGCCUGAGACAACCAGGUCCACCCAGCCUGCUGACAGUGUGGCAGCUGUUGAGCCUGAACAUAAUAGUUCCAACAAUGCUGCUGACGGUCUGGACUCUGAUGAACAAGAGCCAGCUAAGCCCACCCACCGUGCCGACAGUCUGGCUGCUCUUGAGCAUGAGCUGACUAAUUCCAACAACACUGCUGACUGUCUGGCUUCUCAGAAGGCUGAGUCAAUUGAUUCUACCAAUGCUACUGAUUGUUUGGCUUCUGUUGGGACUGAGACAACUAUGUCCACCCACCCUGCUGACAAUAUGGCUACGGAUGAGCUUGAGCCUACACAUUCCACCAAUGCUGCUUACUUUCUGGCCGCUCUUGAGCCCCAGUCGACUAAUUCCUCCAAUGCUGCUGAUAUUCUGGCUUCUGUUGGGUCUGAGACAACCAUGUCUACCCACCUUGCUGAUAUUCCUAUUGCUCAUGAGCCUGACUAUAAUGAUUCUACCAAUGCUGCUGACAGUCUGGACUCCGUUGAGCCAGAGCCAGCUAUGUCCACCCACCAUGCCGACAGUCUGGCUGCUCUUGAGCAUGAGCUGUCUCAUGCCAACAAAGAUGCUGACUGUCUGGCUUCUCUCAAGGCUGAGCUGAUUAAUUCCACCAAUGCUACUGAUUGUCUGGCUUCGGUUGGGACUGAGACAACCAUGUCCACCCAGCCUACUGACAAUUUGGCAGCUGUUGAGCCUGAACAUAAUAAUUCCACCAAUACUGCUGACGGUAAGGACUCUGUUGAACAAGAGCCAGCUAAGCCCACCUACCGUGCCGACAGUCUGGCUGCUCUUGAGCAUGAGCUGACUAAUUCCAACAACACUGCUGACUGUCUGGCUUCUCAGAAGGCUGAGUCAAUUGAUUCUACCAAUGCUACUGAUUGUUUGGCUUCUGUUGGGACUGAGACAACUAUGUCCACCCACCCUGCUGACAAUAUGGCUACUGAUGAGCUUGAGCCUACACAUUCCACCAAUGCUGCUUACUUUCUGGCCGCUCUUGAGCCCCAGUCGACUAAUUCCUCCAAUGCUGCUGAUAUUCUGGCUUCUGUUGGGUCUGAGACAACCAUGUCUACCCACCUUGCUGAUAUUCCUAUUGCUCAUGAGCCUGACUAUAAUGAUUCUACCAAUGCUGCUGACAGUCUGGACUCCGUUGAGCCAGAGCCAGCUAUGUCCACCCACCGUGCCGACAGUCUGGCUGCUCUUGAGCAUGAGCUGUCUCAUGCCAACAAAGCUGCUGACUGUCUGGCUUCUCUCAAGGCUGAGCCAACCAUGUCCACCCAGCCUGCUGACAGUUCGGCAGCUGUUGAGCCUGAGCCUACAAUUUCCACCAGAGCUGCUGAUUGUCUGGCUACUGUUCUGCCAGAGCUAACUAGGUCAAACCACCCUGCUGACUGUCUGGACUCUGUUCAGCCUGAGACAUCUAUGUCCACACACCCUGCUGAUAAUAUGGCUACUGAUGAGCUUGAGCCUACAAUUUCAACCAACGCUGCUUACUCUCUGGCUGCUCUUGAGCCUAAGUCGACUAAAUCCUCCAAUUCUGCUGACUGUCUGGCCUAUGUUGAGCCAGAGCCAGCUAUGUCCACCCACCAUGCCGACAGUCUGGCUGCUCUUGAGCAUGAGCUGUCUCAUGCCAACAAAGAUGCUGACUGUCUGGCUUCUCUCAAGGCUGAGCUGAUUAAUUCCACCAAUGCUACUGAUUGUCUGGCUUCUGUUGGGCCUGAGACAACCAUGUCCACCCAGCCUACUGACAAUUUGGCAGCUGUUGAGACUGAACAUAAUUCCACCAAUGCUGCUGAUGGUCUGGACUCUGUUGAACAAGAGCCAGCUAAGCCCACCCACCGUGCCGACAGUCUGGCUGCUCUUGAGCAUGAGCUGACUAAUUCCAACAACACUGCUGACUGUCUGGCUUCUCAGAAGGCUGAGUCAAUUGAUUCUACCAAUGCUACUGAUUGUUUGGCUUCUGUUGGGACUGAGACAACUAUGUCCACCCACCCUGCUGACAAUAUGGCUACUGAUGAGCUUGAGCCUACACAUUCCACCAAUGCUGCUUACUGUCUGGCUGCUCUUGAGCCUGAGUCUACUAAAUCCUCCAGUGCUGCUGACUGCCUGGCCUAUGUUGAGCCAGAGCCAGCUAUGUCCACCCACCGUGCCGACACUCUGGCUGCUCUUGAGCAUGAGCUGUCUCAUGACAACAAAGAUGCUGGCUGUCUGGCUUCUCUCAAGGCUGAGCUGAUUAAUUCCACCAAUGCUACUGAUUGUCUGGCUUCUGUUGGGACUGAGACAACCAUGUCCACCCAGCCUGCUGACAGUUUGGCAGCUGUUGAGCCUGAACAUAAUAAUUCUACCAAUGCUGCUGACGGUCUGGACUCUAUUGAACAAGAGCCAGCUAUGCCCACCCACCGUUCCGACAGUCUGGCUGCUCUUGAGCAUGAGCUGUCUCAUGCCAAUAAAGCUGCUGACUGUCUGGCUUCUCUCAAGGCUGAGCCAACCAUGUCCACCCAGCCUGCUGACACUUUGGCAUCUGUUGAGCCUGAGCCUACUUUUUCCACCAAAGCUGCUGAUUGUCUGGCUACUGUUCAGCCUGAGCUAACUAGGUCAAACCACCCUGCUGACUGUCUGGAUUCUGUUCAGCCUGAGUCAUCUAUGUCCCCACACCCUGCUUACAGUUUGGUAGCUAUUGAGCCUGAACUGACUAAUUCCACCAAAGCUUCUGACUUUCUGGGUGCUGUUGAUCCCGAGUCAACCAAAUCUAUCCACCCUGCUGACAGUAUGGCAGUUGAUGAGCCUGAGCUGCCUAAUUCCAACAUUGCUGCUGACUGUCUGGACGACCUUGAGCCUGAUACGACUAUUUCUACCAAUGCCGCUGACUGUCAGGCUGCUGUUGGGUCUGAGACAACCCUGUCCACCCAGCCUGCUGACAGUUUGGCAGCUGUUGAGCCUAAGCCGACUAAUUCCACCAAAGCUGCUGACUGUCUGGACUCUGCUGAGCCAGAGCCAACUAUGGCCACCCACCAUGCUGACAUUCUGACUGCUGUUGAGCCUGAACAUACUAAUUGCUCCAGUACUGCUGACUGUCUGCCUGCUGUUCAGCCUGAGUCCAGUAUGUCCACCCACCCUGCUGACAGUAUGGCUGCUAUUGAUGCUGAGCCUACAGAUCCUGCCAUUGUUGCUGACUGUCUGGCUGCUCUUGAACCUCGGCUGUCUCUUACAUGUGCUGCUGACAGUAGUGUGUUAGUUGAGAGUCAUGACUCAGGACCAGCUAGUCACAUUGGAUUGGAUUAUGUAGUUGAUUUACCUCUUUACAAGGAGAGUACAAGUGAAGAAGAAAUAUUUGAUUCUGCUACUUCAGAUGAGGAAUCUUCUUUUACUCCUGACGUAGAAGAAGGUCUGCCUGCUACUCAGGGUGCUGAGGAUAUUUUUCAUGCUUCCGCACGAGCUGAACCAAUAAACCAUAGCUUGAACCUUCUCAGGGAGAGUGGAUAUCUUCGGGCAACAGAGAUACCACGCAUACCUUUUUUGCUCUUCAUAUGGCUUAUAUCCUCACUUUUAUCCAUCAUAACAUGGAUGAAAAUCCAAAUUCAACAAGCAUGGCAUGAAGAAAAUGGCCAAGGAGCUCCCACUAAGAAGAGAGUCGGACCAGUGGCUGCGGCUCCUGAUCCCUAGACCCUUGAUGCUCCUCCAGGAUCGAUUGGAAUAUCAAAACACAGUCUGUGUGGGAGAAUUGAUCAUAUAUAUAAAUUUUAAAAUAAAAUGUUCAGUCUAAUUGUAGACUGAAGUAAAAA
Rattus norvegicus (Norway rat) is the source of this 6921-nucleotide messenger RNA. The record is from RefSeq and is a predicted model, not a curated record. NCBI's taxonomy places the organism in Eukaryota, Metazoa, Chordata, Mammalia, Rodentia, Muridae.